Messenger RNA from Brugia malayi, 855 nucleotides. RefSeq names its product Acyl CoA binding protein (gene Bma-acbp-4.2). The record is from RefSeq and is a predicted model, not a curated record. The transcript is spliced from 7 exons. Gene Ontology annotation, molecular function: fatty-acyl-CoA binding. Gene Ontology annotation, biological process: fatty acid metabolic process. NCBI's taxonomy places the organism in Eukaryota, Metazoa, Nematoda, Chromadorea, Rhabditida, Onchocercidae. Bases 1 to 855 code for a protein of 284 amino acids.
AUGCUUCCGGACUGUGUGGAAACAACCAGUGAAUCUAUGCAUGAUGUUGCUUUUAAGGCUGCUGUUGACAUAAUACAAAGUAUGCCGAAAAAAGGCUUAGUCAGUAUUUCGACAAGCCAGAAAUUACGAUUUUAUUCAUUAUUUAAACAGGGAACAAAUGGAAGAUGUAAUACUCCAUGUCCACCAAUGUGGCAUGCUGUUGACCGAAUGAAAUGGCGUGCUUGGGAUGCUCUUGGGUCAAUGAAUUCGUUGGAAGCAAAAAAAAUUUAUGUUAUCGAAUUCAAGAAUAUUAUCAAUGCUAUGCAACAAAAAUAUGAUAUAGCAGAACUGAUAAAAGGAAGCGAUGAUCGAAUGAAAGUGUUACUGAGAGAAAAACUUAACAUCCUUGGUUAUGAUGUAAAUGAUUCAAAAAUAGGGGAAGAUUUGGAUGAUUCUGGGCAGCAAUCGUACAGCAUGGCUGAGGAAAACUACGAAAUGAAGAAACACAGCAGUAAUAAUGGAACUAAUGAACUAUCGGAUCAGUGUUCAGAAUCAAGCACUUCUACUGGAGAAUAUGUCGAUGCAGUUUGCUGUAGUCAGGAGCCAUGUGCCUUCUGUCAGGAACAACUAUCGAAUCACAGGGUGGAUCACAUGAAUGGUUAUCACUUUUCCUAUUCUACUUCCAAUUCAGAAAAUUUGAAAGUAUUCAUGCAACGACAUCUGAAGAUAUUAAUCAGUUUGCUGACAUAUAUGAGGCGCCUGUUUGCUACAUUUUUGUCGAACUUUAAAGGAUACAUCAAAAAUCGAUGUAAACUCGCAGCUUUCAUAACCAUACUGCCAUUUAUUGCUUAUUUUAUUAUGGCUUAUCUGUGCUAG